This is a messenger RNA of Westerdykella ornata, 1733 nucleotides long. RefSeq lists its product as uncharacterized. Bases 351 to 1493 code for a protein of 380 amino acids. Lineage: Eukaryota; Fungi; Ascomycota; Dothideomycetes; Pleosporales; Sporormiaceae. The transcript has a single exon. The record is from RefSeq and is a predicted model, not a curated record.
CCGCCUUCUCGCAACUUGCAUCCUGCGACCUCCAGGGCUGCGACUUGCCUCCUGCCUGUUGCCGCUUCCUCGCCUAGGCCUACUUAGGUAGCGCGCGAGGUGGUGCCUUCGCGCCUGCCUCAACGCGCCUGCCUCGCUAUUGUGCCAAGACCCAACGCUACUCACCUACCUCACCUACCCACCUACCCGCCUACCUAAGUACUUCCUCUUCCUCUCUCUUCCUCUCAUCACCAUCCCUUCGAUUGCUACGCGCACUCGGGUCCUAUCCCGAUCCGCAACCCCUUUUGUCGUUCUACGGCACCCGGCAAUCCAAUCUCCAAACCCGGAAACCCGUCUGUUGCCGCUUCAAGAUGCCUCCUCCUCGCCGCCAAAGCAGCCCGGAACUAGGCAAUCUUGCCGUCGGCCUACAGUACAACAAGAACGGUCGACCAAUCCGACGCCGAAAGAGGAGAGCUGACCAUGACUUUGUCGAUUCAUCCAUCCUCCAGCUGGGAGAGGAUGACAUCACUGAAGCACCGUCCGACGAUGAAGAUACUGAAGCACCCAGGAAAGGAAGGAAGAGGCAGAAGCGUUCCCCCUCACCGACCCCUCCUCCCCUCAAUCCCGUCAUAUACAAUGAGGACCCCGACGAGCCGUCUGACAAUGAGCGGAUGGGAGGCUGGUCCGCUUGCAAACUGCCCAAAGCGGCCAUCGAACUCACUUUCAACAUACCCUUGGGUUUCCAUGGUCCACUGGUUGUCAAGAUGGAUAAAGACAUUCUAAACGCCCUUCAGAAAACCUGCUGUGACGUUGGCCCGUUGCCCCAGAGAGCGUCCAGUACUGCUAUGACACGGGCAAAGACGAAGAAGCCGCAUGGCUUCAAAGUUCUCCCAGCAGAGCUCCGUAAUAAAAUCUACGAGAUGUUGUUUGUGGCUGAUGGCACGCUCAGUUUCCACAAUCCGCAUAACUUCUGUAGAUCAGCCCAGUUUUUGCGUACCUGCAAACUGGUAUGGAGAGAGGGAUGCAGCGUGUUAUAUGGCCAGAACAAGUUUGUGUUCCACCGAAACCGAAAUCAGAGAAGCCCCUUCUGGGAACCCAAUCCGAAGGAGAUCGGCUACCAGGACUUCCGCUUGUUCUUGAAGACAAUUGGGCCAGACAAUCUCGCCUGCAUCCGCGACGUUACGAUCCAUCUAGAGGACGCGGGCCAAGCUGCGACACCUUACCUCUCUAGCCAGGAAGCCCGACGCUACGUCAACGAUGGCCACUUGAUCGACUGUCUACGCAUCCUUCGGUCGGCUGAACUUCGAAAGCUUACCUUGUACUUCUCCGGUCGGCGGUCCCUGGCGAGGACCGAUGUCAAGUUUCUCAGCCAUCUGGAGAGGGUGAAGGCGGACGAGGUGGAUAUCCCAUUCAGGUUCCACAGCUAUAGCCACCAGAAAAUCCACUUGGAUGUCGAGAAGGAACUGGUCGAGCUUAUGAAGAGGAAGAAGAAGCUGUACCCCGAGCUUCACUGAUGCGGCCUGAUGAGUGGUCUGUUGCGAUGGGCUCGGUUUCUAGUGGGGGAUGCCUAUCAUGUAAUACGUGUCCAUUGGGCAUUAAGGUUGAGGGAUUGAUGGGGUCGACUGGCGCGUUAUGAACAAAGGGUGCUCCACGGCUACGGGAAUAACCGGCUGGAGACAGUCAUGUAAUUGAUGUGCAAAUAUGUUAACUUCUGAAAGGUAUCCUGGAAUCGACUCUGCCAACGGUGACUGCCC